AUGAGCCUUCUCAAAAUGCCCAUCGAGAUUGUUUCUCUCCUCGUUGAGCUCCUCGAUGCUGAAGAUGUGUUUAACAUGGCCCUGACUUGCAAACAUUUGAGCUACAUGCCUUACGAUAGAAGAAUAUGUCGUCUUGCACUCUUGAAAGCACCAUAUUCUACAGAAGCUCAGGAGGCGCGGUCUACCAAGAACUUCCCAAAGGCGUUCCGUAAACUUGCUAAGCGACGAAUGGCUGUCCAAUCCGCAGAGCCAUGGACGGUCGCCAUUGUGGCUAUGGCAGAUCAGUUCUCUUAUACGAAUGGUCACUUGUGCUACACUGUUAAUAGCAAGCAUUUCCAUGUACUCGACACCCUCCACAAGAAGCCUACAUUUGAGUUAACAGUCGAUGUCGCACUGCUUCUCAAGGCCGCAGUGAGGGACUACGAUCCUCAAAGUUCGCAUACAUUUAAACCCCUUUACUACGCCGAGGGCAUCGUAUCAUGUCUCGCCACUCAAGUUCUCGAAGACUCCACCACAUGCAGCUGGCUCCUCAUCUUCGAGCUAAUAGAAUCUCCCAGAUGGGUUGUUGUGCAAAGGCCAGAUUCAAGCUACCCGCCCUUUGUGCGCAAUGACAAGAAUUACCUAUUCUGGGGUUCAAAAUCACAUGCCAGACUCGAUGGUAGCUCCAGAUGGGGUAUUCAUUGCCUUAAUCUCCAGACUCGCAAGUGGGCAGAUUCGCAGCUGAUUCUAUGGGACCUUAACGGGGAAAAUAUUGGAACAGAAGCCGACGAUGGAAUGCGUAAUAACUUCUACCAAGUUUUGAGGUUCCCUGUAGAUAAUGCAGUUCAUGAAAAGUGCGAGAUACCUCCAAUGCGCAACCUCUGGCGUCUCCAUGACUCAGAGUGCACAGUGGACGAGCGUUGGACGUCGUUGCAGCUCACCAAAGACGAGAAAACAGGCAAUCUCCUCAUCGUUGAGACUCGAAAGGAGUGGUUCCCGGGAAAUGCAGGCAGCCAGAGGACGUGCUACAGAAAGGAGCUUCAGUUCGAAACACAAGCAAAAGUUCCUCGCCCAGAGCAUUCUCUACACACUCCGCUCGAGUCGGCCAUGGGUAGCCUCGAAGAGGCGGAAUGGAGAAGCGAGGAUCAUAUUGAAGAACGGUCAAGUGAGAAGAUCCACAUCGGUGAUGGCCCAUCUGAUGCCACAGCAUACACCCUCCAAGAAUGCUUUGUGCGUUCAUACAAUACAUCGUGCAAUGCUUUCGUCGACCUUGUUUAUGAAGGUGACAACCCUGACUUGGGGUUGCAACUCAGAGUACAGCCCAUGAAACAAGAGCCAUCAGUCAGAAUGUGGCCACGAGACCAGGAAGCAUGCCACCCCCAUAACGACUUGGCUCAGCUCCAAGGUGCUGUCAGCCCCAUCCAGCCGAUCAAAGAAAUCGAGUGGUUCAUGGACGAGCGAAUCUUAGUAUAUUCACCAACUCAUAUGGCAUCUGGACAAUUGAGGCCCGUCAUUCUCAUCUCAUUCGAUCCAGAGCUUGUUCUUCCAGGCUUUCCCAAUUAUCUAGCACAAAUUCAAGAUUCAAACGACCAUUCCGAUGCCGCUCCCCUUCUGGAAACCAGUGGCGGACCAAAUGGGAUACCAUGGUCAUCGAACCAGGAUAUCGACGAGCUUGUCUCGCCAGGAGAAGGGGAUCCAAAGGCAUGUGCCAGCUUUGUCAGAUCACGCCCUUCACUUUACCAGACGAUGAGUAUGGGUAACGGCGAUGCACAUGGCUUUGAUCUCUCAUACCCACGUCGUUGAUGAUGAAUCUGUGGGUGUUAUUGCGGCCUCAAGCCUUUUCAAUGACCUCAAGACCUUCAAAGGCCUUACUAAGUCUUACCAUCGAGCAGCGUAGUCUUCUUAAAAUUGGUAGGUAUAAGAAAACUGUAAUUAAUACAGAGCGUUACU
Fusarium odoratissimum NRRL 54006 is the source of this 1929-nucleotide messenger RNA. RefSeq lists its product as uncharacterized. The coding region runs from base 1 to 1782 and encodes 593 amino acids. Gene Ontology annotation, molecular function: protein binding. Lineage: Eukaryota; Fungi; Ascomycota; Sordariomycetes; Hypocreales; Nectriaceae. The record is from RefSeq and is a predicted model, not a curated record. The transcript is spliced from 3 exons.